This is a messenger RNA of Thamnophis elegans (Western terrestrial garter snake), 511 nucleotides long. Its product is annotated as chemokine-like factor. Gene Ontology annotation, cellular component: membrane. NCBI's taxonomy places the organism in Eukaryota, Metazoa, Chordata, Lepidosauria, Squamata, Natricidae. The coding region runs from base 104 to 499 and encodes 131 amino acids. The transcript is spliced from 4 exons. The record is from RefSeq and is a predicted model, not a curated record.
AACCGUCCCGAGGAGGCGUGGAGGAAGAUCUCGGCGCCCUCGCCCUCCGGCCGUCAACCGGCGCCCCUUCCGGCACCGCCCGCCGCCUGACAGCGCCGCCGCCAUGGACAAGGUGGACCGGCAGUUUCCGCGCUCCGUGAGCGGCAUCCUCAAGGCGGCCCGCAUGGUUGUAGCUUUUAUGGCAAUCAUCACUUUUGUGGUUAAAAGAUCUCACGAAGCCUUCCUAGCCCUUGUCAUCAUGGAACUUGUCAUUACGUUUUUAUUCUAUUUACUCUAUCUACUGAAGUUGGAUGUAAAGCUAAAAUUCAUGUUUUGGCCUUUGGCUGAUGCUUUCAAUUCCUUGGUGGCAGCACUAUUUCUCAUCAUUGUGGGCCUGUGUGCAACCAUCAUAAAGACCAACAAGCAAACAUUAAUUGGAGGUAUAUUCUGUUUGAUACUUUGCGGCCUUUGUAUAGCAGAUGCUACUUUAAUCCUGAAAAAAGUUAAUUUUAAGAAGUAAUAAUAGGAAGGC